This is a messenger RNA of Monomorium pharaonis (pharaoh ant), 1188 nucleotides long. RefSeq lists its product as uncharacterized. NCBI's taxonomy places the organism in Eukaryota, Metazoa, Arthropoda, Insecta, Hymenoptera, Formicidae. The transcript has 2 exons. The record is from RefSeq and is a predicted model, not a curated record. Bases 348 to 788 code for a protein of 146 amino acids.
AAAGAAAUAUAUGCUUUGGAAUAGUCGAACAAAACUGUUUAUUGAAUUUUUCUCUCUGUGUAAUAUCGUAACUGUGAAUUGUCUACUCGUUUACUAUUUUUUUACGAUCACCAAAUAUACACAAACUGUAUACGAAAUGUAAAUUCACAGAGUUAGUUUACUUUGAGAUUGCACGGCAUUGCAGAUGAGACUAUAAUGCAAGAGGUUGUGAAGGAGGGUUGCGCAGUAUUGAAUUUACUGGAUACUUAGAACGCCGUCACGCGCCGUACGUCAAGCUUUGGAGAAUCCUCGGCGCAAAAUCUUUUAAUGAGCUUAGUGAGUCUAGAAGCCUUAUAUCGGCAAGGUAAAUGCGAAAAGCGACAAACCGUUGGUGGCAGUUGCGUGCGUCACGUCAUUGGGAUUUCUUCGUCCUCUAUAAAAGGCUCCGGGGGAAAAAAAAAAAACGCUGCUUUGAAUUCGUACGCACGUUUAAGAUCGUCGAAAAAGAGGAAAACGCAUGUUACGAUGAUCGCUAUAUGAUCAAAAUGAAGAAACGCGGAAGUAAGGAGAAUAAGGAUAGUAAGAGUUGCCAAAGUGGUAACAACGCAAUAGAUAAAACGGAUUCGGGGGACCUGAGCGAUGAUGAGAAUCAAGGCUUCGGAAAUUGGCUCCGGUCUGGUUCUGGUGUCGAAAUGAUGCGGCUCUUCGUGAUCGCGAAUUCGAUUUUGGUUUUCGUGACGAUGGCUUGGCCGAACAUGAGAGAAUCCUUCUACAUCAUCAAAGACUAUUUCGUGGGAGAGGAGGAGUAAAUAAUCUUUCAAUUAAGAAGCUUAGGAAUAAUAUAUAUAAUACGUUAUAUGUUGUAAAUUUAAUCAGUUUUAAGCAUGGCAAUUUACAUUUACAUUCUUACACACAAUUAUUAGCUAUAUUUGCUAACACCAGCCUUAUUCUUUUUGUUCAUAUUAAUUAUUAAUUAGUCUUAAACAAUAUCAAUAUAUAUUUGUAAUUAAUUAAAUAUAUGUUAAUAUCGAAAGUAAGAAACAGUAGAAUUUAUAAUAGAUGGCAAAUAAAUAUUAAUUUUAUAGGAAUUGUUAAAAAUUAUAUAAUAACUCUUUCAUUAUUUAUAAAAAUUAUAAGAGGGUAUUAAAUUCAACACGAUUGUGAAUUAUAUUAUCAAUUAAUAAAUAGAUAAAUCAAGAAAAACACUGA